Molecule: messenger RNA, 1794 nt
Organism: Aspergillus thermomutatus
Lineage: Eukaryota; Fungi; Ascomycota; Eurotiomycetes; Eurotiales; Aspergillaceae
Product: multicopper oxidase
Exons: 3
Coding region: 1-1794 (597 amino acids)
Molecular function (GO): copper ion binding; oxidoreductase activity
Source: RefSeq, a predicted model, not a curated record
AUGGGCUCCUUUCGCGAUGGACUGGCUUCCCUAGCACUGCUGCUGCUAUGCUUUGUCUCUUGGGGAUCGGCCAAUGUGGUACGCUUUAAGAUCACUCUGACAUGGGAGGACUGGGCUCCAGCUGGUAUCGCUCGGAAGAUGAUCCUCACCAACGGCCAAUUUCCAGCUCCGCCAUUGUACUUGCGACAGGGGGAUGAUGUUGAGUUUAUGGUGGAUAAUCAACUUCCGUUUGCUACCACAAUUCACUUCCACGGAAUUGACCAAACGGGAACGCCUUGGUCCGAUGGAGUUCCUGGUCUUUCGCAAAGACCAAUCCCAUCCGGCAGCACUUUUCUUUACAAGUGGAAUGCAGGACAGUAUGGCAGCUACUUUUAUCACUCUCACAGCAGAGGGCAGAUUGAUGAUGGCUUAUACGGAGCGAUUUAUAUCCGUCCUGAUGACGCAGUAAAGAAGCCCUUUUGGUUGAUAACUAAUUGUACGAGUGAAGUCGAGGCCAUGCGUCGAGCCGAAGAAAGAACAAUCCCAGUACUGCUAAGUGACUGGCGCCAGUUGACGUCCGAGGAGCUGUGGCACGUGGAGAAGGCAAGUGGACAAGACGCAUUCUGUGUGAACGCGUUGUUGGUCAAUGGAAAGGGCUCGGUGCAGUGUCUGGACCGCCGUACAUUGGAUCAGUAUGCCAGUGCGGCAAAGUGGGCUUUUUUGGGAAACUCUUCGCUGACUGAUAUUGGUUGCGUGCCCCCGACGAAUCCACUGAUCCAAGGAAAUUUUCCGCAUAACUUCAGUGCCAUCCCACCGACGGUGUUUUCCGGCUGUACUCCGUCUCAGGGCUCGACCGAGCGACUCCUGGUUGAUCCGUACGCUUCGUACGCCAGCUUCGACCUAAUUAGUUCUGCUGGUUUGGCAAUGAUCACUUUCUCGAUCGACGAACAUCCCAUGUAUAUAUACGCCAUCGAUGGAAGGUACAUCGUCCCUACUCGAGUGGAUGCGGUCACCAUUGCCAACGGAAACCGGUACUCAAUCAUGGUGAAGCUGGAUAAACCGGCUGGUGACUACACCGUUCGUAUAGCAAACAGCGGAGUCAAUCAGAUUAUUAGCGGCAAAGCGAGCAUGUCUUACAACACGCCUUUCAAAGCUCAAUCACGUCCUUCGCAGCCAUCAAUCGACAUCACCGGCGCAAAUACAACAGCGGAAGUCGUGGCAUUCGACGAGAGCAUGGUGAUUCCUUUUCCUGUGGAGGUACCGGCGCAAGAGGUUGCCCAGACCUUCUUCCUAGAUAUCCACCGUUUUAAUGCAUCCUACCGUUGGGUGCUUGGAAACUCAAGCUUCCCGCUCUCCCUGGAGGAAGCGUCUCCGCUUCUGUUUAAUCGCUCCGCGGCCAAGCCCGAUCUCUCAAUUUCAACUCGCAACGGAACCUGGGUCGAUCUCAUCCUCAGAGUGGUCGGCCCUUUACAGCCACCUCACCCUAUUCACAAGCACUCGAACAAGUUCUUCGUCAUUGGUCAAGGAAAUGGAGAUUUCAACUAUACCUCAGUGGCCGAGGCGACGAAGUACAUUCCGGAGAGCUUCAACUUUAAGACCCCGCAGAUCCGGGACACAUUCAUAACGCCUCCCACUGCACCUGGCCCCACUUGGUUGGCGAUCAGAUAUCAAGUCGUCAAUCCUGGCGCAUUCUUGCUCCAUUGUCACAUUCAGAUACAUCUGAGCGGUGGUAUGGCGCUGGCCUUGUUGGACGGCGUAGAUAAGUGGCCUGUGGACAUUCCUGAGGAGUACCGGCUCGCUGCCUCGGGAUCCUAA